UUGGUUAAAUUUUUUGAUAUUAUUUUUUAUAGUUACGAAAUGAAGCCGCCGUACAAAAUAGCUGACUUGGGCUUAGCAGAGUUGGGCCGCAAUGAAAUCAUGCUGGCAGAAAAAGAAAUGCCUGGUCUUAUGGCUUGUCGUCGUAAAUAUGCACUUGGCAAGAUUCUUAAAGGAGCUCGAAUAGCUGGCAGUCUUCAUAUGACAGUACAGACUGCGGUAUUAAUAGAAACUCUGAUUGAAUUAGGAGCAGAAGUUCAAUGGUCAAGUAGCAAUAUAUACAGCACCCAGGAUGAGGCAGCAGCUGCGCUUGUGGCUAGAGGGAUUCCUAUUUAUGCCUGGAAAGGUGAAACUGAAGAAGAGUAUAUAUGGUGUAUUGAACAAACACUUAUUUUCCCUGAUGGUAAACCAUUGAACAUGAUUCUAGAUGAUGGAGGUGACUUGACCAACUUGGUACACACAAAGUUCCCUCAUCUUUUAGAAGGUGUGAAAGGCAUUUCUGAAGAAACAACUACAGGAGUACAUAAUUUAUACAAAAUGUUCCGUGAAGGUCAUUUGAAAGUGCCUGCAAUUAAUGUCAAUGAUUCAGUGACUAAAAGCAAAUUUGAUAAUUUGUAUGGAUGCAGAGAAUCGUUGUUAGAUGGAAUCAAAAGAGCCACAGAUAUAAUGAUUGCAGGCAAAGUAUGUGUAGUUGGUGGUUAUGGAGAUGUUGGAAAGGGAUGCGCUCAAGCUUUUAAAGGUUUUGGAGGCAGGGUUAUUGUUACUGAAAUAGAUCCUAUAAAUGCACUACAAGCAGCAAUGGAAGGUUUCCAAGUAACAACAAUGGAAGAAGCUGCUGAAAUAGGUCAAAUAUUUGUGACUACAACAGGAAAUAUAGACAUUAUUUGCAAGGACCAUUUUCUAAGAAUGAAAGAUGAUGCUAUAGUUUGUAACAUUGGCCAUUUUGACUGUGAAGUUGAUGUUGCUUGGUUGGAUAAAAAUGCAAAAAAAGUAAAUAUUAAGCCACAUGUAGAUCGCUAUGAGCUAGAAAAUGGAAAUCAUAUUAUCGUUCUUGCCGCUGGAAGACUUGUUAAUUUAGGAUGUGCUACAGGUCAUUCAUCUUUUGUUAUGUCCAAUUCAUUUACUAACCAGGUCUUAGCGCAGAUUGAGUUAUGGACAAAACAUAAUGCAUAUCCUAUUGGCGUCCAUACACUACCUAAAAAAUUGGAUGAGGAAGUGGCUGCUCUUCAUUUAGAUCACUUAGGUGUCAAGCUUACUAAACUUACCCCCAAACAAGCCAAAUAUAUAGGUGUACCAAUUGAUGGACCAUUCAAACCAGAUCACUACAGGUACUGA
Parnassius apollo (apollo) is the source of this 1332-nucleotide messenger RNA. The record is from the annotation of a GenBank genome assembly. Lineage: Eukaryota; Metazoa; Arthropoda; Insecta; Lepidoptera; Papilionidae.